Capsella rubella is the source of this 2101-nucleotide messenger RNA. Its product is annotated as pentatricopeptide repeat-containing protein At1g80150, mitochondrial. The coding region runs from base 336 to 1529 and encodes 397 amino acids. Gene Ontology annotation, cellular component: chloroplast. The transcript is spliced from 2 exons. Gene Ontology annotation, molecular function: protein binding. The record is from RefSeq and is a predicted model, not a curated record. NCBI's taxonomy places the organism in Eukaryota, Viridiplantae, Streptophyta, Magnoliopsida, Brassicales, Brassicaceae.
CGUUAGCCUCCUGUUAAUCUCCAUCUCAGAUCGAAAUUUCUCCCUUUUCCGGUCACUGCCCCGGCUUUCGAUCAUAGCGAUCUGAGCUAAAGUUCGGCUGUGUUCUAAAAUUCGUUGUUGGAGGGGUUCCACGGAUAUGGCUGCCGCGGAAUCGCAUAUGGUUUUAGGUUAUUAUUGAUUGAGGUAGAUAUGGAUGUGGAGGGUUUGCUCAACUCUUCGCUCUCUUUGAAUCGAUUGGGUUGUUAGAUCUUACACAGAUUGCAAAGGCUGGAGAUUUGAAUAAAACCUACAUGUUAUCGGGUUCACAGUACGGGUAUGUUUAGGCUCGAGGGAUCAUGCUAUCUCUGCGAACCAUUCGCAGAUUCUGCCAUUCUUCCUCCUCUGUAGCCCUGGGUAUUGCAUCGAGCUCUCGUGUUUCAUCUGAGUCCAAUCAGAUCCAACCGCUCGAGGAGCCUGCCCUCGUCAAGCUUAAAUCUGAGCGAGACCCUGAGAAGCUAUUCAAGCUCUUUCAAGCUAAUGCCACUAACCGUUUGGUGAUUGAAAAUCGAUUUGCUUUUGAAGAUACGGUUUCUAGAUUAGCUGCUGCACGUCGGCUUGACUUCAUCGAGCUUCUGCUUGAGCAUCAGAAGACACUUCCACAAGGUAGGCGUGAGGGUUUCAUUGUUAGGAUCAUUAUCUUGUAUGGCAAGGCUGGAAUGACCAAGCAAGCCCUUGAUACUUUCUACAAUAUGGAUUUACACGGCUGCAAAAGAACUGUUAAGUCCUUCAAUGCCGCUCUUCAAGUCUUGUCUUUCAAGCCUGACCUACACACCAUCCGGGACUUCCUUCGCGACGCCCCUUCAAACUAUGGCAUUGACAUUGAUGCAGUUUCUUUUAACAUUGCCAUUAAAUCUUUCUGCGACCUGGGCAUACUUGACGGGGCCUAUAUGGCUAUGCGGCAGAUGGAGAAAUCAGGGUUACAACCAGAUGUUGUUACAUAUACCACACUUAUAUCUGCGUUUUACAAGCACGAGAGGUGUGUGAUUGGAAAUGGAUUGUGGAACCUUAUGGUCCUCAAGGGCUGUAAGCCUAAUCUCACCACUUUUAAUGUUAGGAUUCAGUUCUUAGUUAAUAGGAGACGAGCUUGGGAUGCAAAUGAUCUGUUGCUUUUGAUGCCAAGACUCCAUGUGGAACCGGACAACAUAACAUAUAACAUGGUUAUCAAAGGGUUUUUCCUUGCGAGGUUUCCUGAGAUGGCCGAAAGGGUUUAUACAGCGAUGCAUGGUAAGGGGUACAAACCCAAUUUGAAGAUCUACCAGACGAUGAUUCACUAUUUGUGCAAGGCUGGAAAUUUUGAUUUGGCUUAUACGAUGUGCAAGGAUUGUAUGAGAAAGAAGUGGUACCCAAACUUGGACACAGUUGAGAUGCUGCUCAAUGGGCUUGUGAAAAAGGGCCAGCUUGAUCAGGCUAAGUUGAUCAUGACGUUAGUUCACAAACGAGUCCCUCCUUUCAGGUCAAAACAGUUGGUCUCCCUUAAGUCCAUUUUGUAAUGUUUACAUGGUAUGGAACAAAUUUGCUACAUCAGACGGCCAAAGGAUUCUUUAUUUCUUUCUCCUGAGUUUCUUUUGUAUAGCUGUGGGGGAACUGGAAAUUGGAUGUAGCCCCAUAUGAGGAGACACAUAUAGUCUCCUGAUCGGAUUCAGCUCUAUGUUGUUCCAUGAUAAUAGAGGCCAGGGUGAUUUGGAAACUCCAAUGGAUACCCAAUGGAGAGAAAAAUGGCAUACAUAAAGUAGUGACCAUGUGCGGGAGGAACAGAUAGGAUCGUUGGGCUGAUGAGACAAACGCUUCGGUUAAGCAACGAUCCCUGGGGAGAGCGGUUAAGUUGUCAGUUUCUUCCAGCCAAAGUAAAAGGCAUAAAACGUAAACAUAGGCGAUGAUACCCCAACGUUCAUAGCUUUUCCUGCUAUAGCAACGAAUGUAAACAACAGAGAAGAGAAGAGGGACAACCAGCAAUGAAUUUAUUUUUUAAUUGUUUAUGGAAUAAAAUACCCAUUUUAUUUGUUUGUAGAAACUUUUGAUCAUACAAAACUAGUAAAGGAAACAUAUUUAUUUGUCUGCUGGA